This is a messenger RNA of Drosophila busckii, 921 nucleotides long. RefSeq lists its product as uncharacterized. NCBI's taxonomy places the organism in Eukaryota, Metazoa, Arthropoda, Insecta, Diptera, Drosophilidae. The transcript has a single exon. Bases 95 to 667 code for a protein of 190 amino acids. The record is from RefSeq and is a predicted model, not a curated record. Gene Ontology annotation, biological process: negative regulation of DNA replication; negative regulation of cell cycle. Gene Ontology annotation, cellular component: nucleus.
GCGUCACCGCAAACACGCAAAAGCCAAAUUGAAAAUUAAAAAUUUAAUGUGUGCGCACAUAUUUUGAAAUAACAAACAAUUAAACGCCUUGAAAAUGUCCACGGGCGCUGCUAGAGUUUACAUACAAGUGGAGAGCGAGGCCGAGCAACAGCAGCAUCUGAAGCAUCAACGCCAAACAUUAAAGCCGCUGCAGGCUAACGCCAUCGACAAAGAAAAUCUGACCGGACCGGGACGCGUCUCCAUCGUGGAUCAACUGAGUCGCUUAAAGGCCGGCGUCAAUACAACGCCACUCUAUGGCAAACGCAAAUGCGUUGAAACUAGCGUCGCACCCACAACAACAACACAGGACGCCGAUACACAGACUGAUGCAAUAGAAAUAUCCAAACCCAACAACGAUGCUGAUAAGCCCAUAACAGCGGAUGAUUUGACCAGCGAGUGUGAGCCGGGAGAGAACUAUUACAAGCUGCUGUCCGAACAGCGACGCGAUGCGCUGGAGAAGACGCUGAUAGAGAAUCAGCAUUUGCACGAGCGCAUCGAUGGACUGGAGGAGGAGCUGGACACCAUGCGCAAAGAGCUAGACGUAGCCAACAAUCUGGUCGAGGUACUUAAGGAAAUCUGCGCCGAGGAGGCUAGCGACGAGGCCGAACAGCAAGAUCAGCCCGAAUAGUUCAAAAGAGAAACCAGCGGAAGGCUAAUAACCAAUUGAUUAUAAUUCUUAUGUGUUUUUUAUUAUUUUUAGUUAACAUUUGUAGUAUGAAAGCUAGUGUUAGUUACAAGAUAUCAAAUCUCUCUUUAUUAUUUAUACACUUACACAACAACUAACCCAAUGGACUGGUCGCUAAUCAACGCCAGCAAUAUAUAUAAAUUUACUAGUUGAAAAGCCAGUUAUGCUUCAAUAAACGUUGGUUUUUUGUCCUAAAA